Messenger RNA from Scleropages formosus (Asian bonytongue), 1598 nucleotides. RefSeq names its product induced myeloid leukemia cell differentiation protein Mcl-1 homolog. Lineage: Eukaryota; Metazoa; Chordata; Actinopteri; Osteoglossiformes; Osteoglossidae. The record is from RefSeq and is a predicted model, not a curated record. Gene Ontology annotation, cellular component: mitochondrial outer membrane. The transcript is spliced from 3 exons. Gene Ontology annotation, molecular function: BH domain binding; channel activity. Gene Ontology annotation, biological process: intrinsic apoptotic signaling pathway in response to DNA damage; extrinsic apoptotic signaling pathway in absence of ligand; regulation of apoptotic process. Bases 142 to 981 code for a protein of 279 amino acids.
UACGUCCACCUUUAAAAGCCACCCGUGACGACUUCUGCCUGCCACUCGGACGCACUGAAGACGCAGCCUUCUUAACACUCACACAUCAAGCAACUCCGUCUCUCUUUCAGGGAAGCCACUCAAUACAUUUUUUCUUUAAACAUGAGUAUGUCAACGAUGAACCGCGUUUCCGCUGUUAGUCUGCUCUGCCCCGGUGUUAAGGCCAAAGUUUUCGACCAAGGCCCGUUCCCAGCCGCCUCGUCCGGCUCCUCCAAGCUGCCGAGCGAGGAGGAGCUGGACGACGUGUCCGAUGAGGUGGACUCCGCUCCGGCCCCCAUCAAGUCCUCCAGCAAGCUCUCCUUCCCCGGCGGCUUCCAGCAGAGCUCCAACGCGGACGGCUCUCUGCCAAACUCCCCCCCGGACUCGCCGGAUAGCUCCCCGGACGCGCCGCUGGCCGCCUGCUGCUUCCCGAAGGCUGACGCGCAGCUCGAGCGCGACACCCGCGCGCUCGUCGGCGCCUUCCUGCGCUCGUUCGCGGGCCUGAGCCGCGGCGACUGCGCCCAGUCGCGCGCGCUGCCCGUGAUGCGGCGCGUGGUUGAAGAGCUGCUCGAGAAGCAUCACCUGGUGUACCAGGGUAUGAUUCAAAAGCUGGAUGUAGACCAUCGAGAAGAUGACACUAGUUUUGUCACAGCUGUGGCCAAGAACCUCUUCAGUGAUGGACACACCAACUGGGGCCGCAUCGCCAGCCUCAUCGCGUUUGGUGCUGUUGUCUGCCAGCGUCUGAAGGACAGCGGCAGGGAGCACUGUGUAGACAGUGUCGCCAGUCAGAUCUCCUCUUACCUAGUGACAGAGCAACAAGAUUGGUUGAGCAACAAUAAAGGCUGGGAGGGCUUUGUUGACUUCUUCCAUAUUGAGGACACGGAGUCUCUAGUGAGAAAUGCCCUUAUGGCUUUCGCAGGGGUUGCAGGAAUUGGGGCUGGACUUGCUCUUCUCAUCCGGUGAAUCCAACGGACUAAUCGGAGGGCAAAGUGCUUCUCGUGGUAACGCCACCAGACACAAUCCACCGCACCAGAUCGUAACGAAGAUGGUGUGCAGCUUCUGUGAACGGUCUGUGCUUGUGCCGAUGGAAGCAGCAGGACAUGGGGAUGUCACUGAUGGAAUAAAGUUUGGGAGUGGAGUCGUGCCUUUGCUGAGCUGUUGCAGUUCUCUCACAUCCAGUCACUGGUCUUCUCAACUACACGUCAGUUAUUCCUCUUGAACUUCAGUGGCUCCUCUAGGACAUCAGGACAUGAGUAUGAAGCUCCUUCUGCAUCAGCCUACAAACUGUGACCUCCCAGCUUCUGGCAGUGCUGGUUUGAGUUGAAUGUUUGACACUGUAAAUAAUCUGCAACUGAUCUAAUUUAUAAUAAAUUUAUUUUUGUAUUAAAACUUAUUUAAAAAUGGCACUGCAUACUUAGUUGCUCAUUCUGUGCAUUACUCUUCCAAGUGGCAGAAAUGAAAAGCACAUAACUUGCAGUUUUCCUGAUACUGAGCACUUCAGUCUGUUUUUCCCCUCCCCGGGUUGUGUCCCCAGCUAAAGGAAAUCUCUUGCAUCUGAAGAAUAAAAUAAGUGCCAUUAA